AUGAGAAAAAAGAGUCCAAGAUUCUUCUCAAGAUGCUUUCCGCUAUCAAGAUUCAACAAACUAGUUAUUCUCCUCUUUGCAGUAACCGUUUGGAAUCACCACCAAGACUUUCAAGAUUUUUCACAUCGUAACGAUGACUUUGAAUCAUCGGGACGAGACUUGCAUCAUCGAGCGGAGGUAUCAAGCAUAAACCAAGCUGGAUUACAAGUAGACUUACAAGACCCAGCUAGAGAACACAUCAGUGAGAAGAACACGUAUGUAGGAGGCAAGGCUUCUCAAACCAAGUUGAAGAAUACAGAUGAUGUUGUUACUCCAAAGAAGCCGACAUCCAAACAAGUUGUAUCCGAAGCAUUAUGCUCUGGGCAAAACCCCAAGCCAGAAGUUUCGGUUUGGAUUCCAGCUUCGCCAGAUCAAUCAAUUGCAAGUCGAUUGCAAAUGUCUGUUGGUGACAUAUCAGAUGUGCCUCCAGCAAAUAAUGCUGAAGAGAACUCAUCGGACGGAACCAAAAAUGUGGCAAACGAGUUAUGCCCAUUGCCAACAAGCCAAGUAAAUAUCAUCAGCAAGUGUACGCAUUGGAUACUGCAAUCAUUGGAUGCCAACGGUAAUCCUAAAACAGUUGGUGGAGAUGAAUUUUAUGUGACCUAUCACGAUUACCUGUUGGAGACCACCAACAAUGUCAAUGCCACCUCCCGACCUCCUCCACCAGCUGCUGUUGCAAAGAUACAAGACUUUUCCAAUGGCACCUAUCUACUCAAAUUUAUUGAAUCGCCAUUUCUUCCAAGCUGGCAGCAUGGACACCUCUUGAAUGGAACCAUUUCAGUUACAUUUCAAUACACUUGUGGAAUGGGAUCAUGGAGCCCACCAACCAAAGAACGAUGGAAAUCUAGCGGGGCCGUCGGAGUGACACACUCGUAUUAUCCAGUGCAGCUGGCACCUCCAAAAAUGCAGCCAUUUGAGCCUCCUACCAUGCACAUGGAUUGGGAAGAAUCAUCAUCGAGCAAUGAUUCCAAAUUUUCAGCAUCCCCAAGAACAAGAUUGUACUUGGACUGGACUAGCACUUCAAUUUCGGACUCUGAAAUCUCCAGUGCGAAAUUAAACGAAUCAUCAUCGUACAAGGAGCCACAUAUCCUGGCGUUUGGCGAUUCAUUGAUGCAGCAGUUCGUCAAGUCAUGGAAGCAGACCGAAAUUCCAAAUGUGGGAAUGCCGCUCAACACGACGACAGUCAAGGACUGGAUUCAGCUUUUGGAACGACGUUUGGGGUCCAAAUUGAAGGCACUAACUAGUGGAAGCAAAGCAGAGACGACAAGCGUGGCUUUGAUUGUAGGCAGUUCGACCUGGGAUCUUCUCGAAGCACAAUCUGCUGAUGGAUGGGAAGAUCAUGCAUCCGCAAUGAAAACCUUGAUUGGUUUCAUUCAAGAGCAUUACUUGAGUAAAUCCAAGAACCUUCGGCUGUUUUGGAAGUCGCCGACGGCAAUGCACAUUCAUAUUCCACUCCUGGAGAAUGAAGGAUUACAGAAAGACGACGACGGUGGCCGUUUGACAAAGCUUAAUAAGCGCAUCAAGUACAUGAGCACCUCACGGUCCGAUGAAUUGUAUGCAGUGCAAAAGAAGGUCUGUACUUUUUUAAAGACUCCGUUCCUGGAUGUCUAUGAAACAAGCUAUCUAUCGGCCCAUCACACUCAGGUUGGAGAUGGUCGUCAUUACGACGAAGAAUUCAAUCGAUACACACUCCAAUCCUUUUUCAAAUACACCACCGUGGAGCAUUUCUGGUAUCGAUACCAAUGGAAGAUACUUUCCAACUCUAAAUCCAAUCGCAUCUUGAGUGUUUGGUACUGUCCCGAUUCUUGGUUGGACGCGAUUCAAGCAGUACUCUUGGCGGCAGUGACCAAUCGACAGUUGGAGUUUGAUCCUACGAGGGCGUGCGAUGGCUGGAAGAACUACGAGCCAUACCUGUUGCAACGGGGCCUCGAACAUUCCUUGGAAAGCACUACAGGCAACAAGAAGCAUGCGGCGAAACUGGAAGGAAAGCUUCCAUUUCCACUUUCAUUGGACGCGCUGGUGGAACACAGCUGGAUUCCAAAUAGCAUUGGGAGUCCAUCGUAUCAAGUCGCCAUGGAAGCAUUUGAGGAAGGUCCCAGCUAUUUGUACGGAAUGAUUUGGUAUAACCUCCUGUGCAAGAGUAGCUCAUUGAGUCAGGCCGAUGAUCAACGACAAGCCGCCUUCCAGAAUUCCAACGAUCACCUUGUUCUUUCGGUCUCCAAUGACAGUGGGCAAGGAGACAUUCGCAGGUGUGUUUCCGAGAAACUAUUGCAGGCUUUAGGUAAUCUGAAGGGAAGACAAGACGCGGUCAAGCUGGGAUGUAAGGUGCUCUUCACCUUUGAGCAAGACAGGAAAUUGUGGAAAGAAACUCUUCAGAACGAGUACAACUGUACCGCUGAGCUCUUGCCUUUGACAGGAACGGCUAUUGGGAGCGAGAUCCAUAAUGGCCAAUCCAGUGUUGAGAAAACACUGAUUUGGCAUCAAGCUCAUGCGAUAGCAAAAAUGGCAAAGGAUGGGUACAUUGCUCGAUGUGAUGAACCUGAUGACAUUCUAUUCAAUAGUUUGGUGCACUACAUUCGAGCAAAGGAGGGACGAGAAAACCACCUUUCGCCGAUAGAAGAAUGGGCUUGUUGUAUCUGA
Cylindrotheca closterium is the source of this 2679-nucleotide messenger RNA. The record is from the annotation of a GenBank genome assembly. Lineage: Eukaryota; Bacillariophyta; Bacillariophyceae; Bacillariales; Bacillariaceae.